AAAGAGUGUUUCCUUAUAUCGUGGUUGGUGGGCGAUAUCGUUGUUUUAUAUUAAAUGACUUGGAGUUGUUUACGAGGAGGAUUGGAGGUUUAUAAUGGGGGGGUAAGAGAAAGGGGAGAGAGAAGUUUCCGUGUGUUUAAAUGCUAAGCAAGUUCUUCGGGCCUAUAAAAUCGCUCCCUGUGCUCUGCGGAUUUCCGUGACACGCCAUUAAUUCGUGCUCCGCGGGCGAAAUUUUGCUGUGAGGGGGAAGUUUUUGGUAAGAAUGGAAGAGAAAGGAGGAUCUUUUGCGAGCUUUCGGGCUUACUGCAACGCCCUGAGGGAUACGCCCAGGCGAGUGGUCCGGCGGGCGGGGGCAGUAUUGAGCUCUGGAGAUGAGCUGAGCAGAGUGAAGGCCCGUUCUGGUGCGGAAAUGCAGAGGAAUUUGCGGUGGUAUGAUCUGGUUUGCCUGGGCAUUGGGGGCAUGGUGGGGGCGGGAGUUUUCGUUACUACUGGUCGAGCGGCGAGAGACUAUGCCGGACCUGCGGUUAUUGUUUCUUAUGCCAUUGCAGGGCUCUCUGCUUUGCUCUCGGCUUUCUGUUACACGGAGUUUGCCGUCGCCAUGCCUGUCGCUGGUGGAGCUUUUAGCUACCUUAGGAUAACGUUCGGUGAAUUGGCGGCGUAUAUGACUGGCGCAAAUUUGUUGAUGGAGUACGUUCUGUCGAAUGCGGCUGUGGCCCGAAGCUUGACGUCUUAUCUCGGGGCUGCAAUUGGUACCAAUACUGAUAGCUGGCGGUUCAAGGUAGACCUGUUGAUGAAGGGCUAUAAUGAGCUUGAUCUUCUUGCCGUUGCCAUAAUUGUACUGAUUACCAUAUGUAUUUGUUACAGCACCAAGGAAAGCUCUGUUUUCAACAUGGUGUUGACGGCGCUGCAUUUGGGAUUUAUUCUCUUCAUCAUUGCGAUUGGCUUUGCCAAAGGAAAGAACCGUAACUUUUCUGAGCCGGAGAAACCGACGAGCCCGGACGGAUUCAUGCCAUACGGAGUAAGCGGGGUAUUCAACGGGGCGGCCAUUGUUUACUUCAGCUAUAUCGGAUACGAUGCUGUGUCCACCAUGGCGGAGGAAGUGAAGUACCCGGUUAAAGAUAUUCCAAUCGGGGUAUCCGGCUCAGUCGUUAUUGUCACCGUCCUCUACGGCCUCCUGUCCGCUGCUAUGUGCAAAUUGGUGCCAUACGAUCUGAUAGAUGAAAAUGCUCCGUUCUCCAUGGCGUUCAAGGAAGGUGCCUUCAAGGAUAGGCCAUGGGUGUCGAAUGUGGUGGGCGCGGGGGCAAGCCUGGGAAUCAUGACGUCGCUCAUGGUUGCUAUGCUGGGACAGGCGCGCUACAUGUGUGUAAUAGGCCGUUCUCAUGUAAUCCCUGCCUGGUUCGCUAAAGUCAAUCCCAAGACUGGCACGCCAUUGAAUGCCUCUGUCUUUCUCGGAAUCUGUACAGCUGUAAUAGCUCUGUUCACCGAUUUGGGGAUUCUAGUGAACCUGAUUUGCAUAGGGACGCUGCUGGUUUUCUACAUGGUGGCAAACGCUCUGAUCUACAGGCGCUAUGUGGUGAUCGGCAAGACGAAUCCGUGGCCCACGCUGGGGUUUCUUACUGUACUGUCGAGCAUCGCGGUGGGGUUUGCAUCGCUGUGGCAGAUGGACGGGACCCACCUUCACUCCGGGUGGGCUCUCGGUCUGUGUCUUUGCGGUUUAUCAGCCGUUGUCCUCACGCAUUCUUUUUGGAUGCUCGUCCCUCAGGCCUCAAUUCCUCAGGAUUGGGGCGUACCCUGCAUGCCCUGGAUUCCUGCCGCCUCCAUAUUCCUCAAUGUCUUCUUGCUUGGCUCGCUCGACAAGCACUCAUACAUACGCUUUGCAUUAUUCUCUGCCAUCGCCUUACUGUUCUAUGUGUUGUACAGUGUACAUGCAAGCUAUGAUGCCGAACAAGGGCAAUCAGUAAUACGGAUCCUUUUCGUUCCGCCUCCUGCUGAUCUUUUCACUUUGCCAACAAAGAUUUCAGAGCCCGCACAGAAAGCUGGUCCGGACUGCGUUUGAAACAGCCGGUGGUCAGACAAUCGGACAGAAGAGAAGAAAGAAGCACAACAAACAAUUCGACUGAUCUUUCACUAAUUCGACUGGAAGCGACAGCCACAUUCUGAAAUUUGCAGAGGUGGACCAGUUCGAGCAGUAUAAUUGUAUUUCUAUUAUUUGUUUUGAGGGUUUGAGAGAUAAAAAACGUUUUUAGAUAUUCGCGCUCUGUUAACCAGCAGUUGCCGAUUGGCUCCUUGUAAAUAUUAUGCUUGCUUAUAGCCAGAGCAAUCAACAAUAGCCUGGGAGUUGAAGAUAAGGGCGCCAGGCUUGCUUGUGCCUAUCACUGGCUCCUUUCUUCCUUUGCCCAUGUACCUACACAAACAAUAUUCCGUCAAAAUACAAAUGAAAAUAAUGUUUUCAGCAGAAGAA
Cryptomeria japonica (Japanese cedar) is the source of this 2461-nucleotide messenger RNA. Its product is annotated as cationic amino acid transporter 7, chloroplastic. Gene Ontology annotation, molecular function: amino acid transmembrane transporter activity. The record is from RefSeq and is a predicted model, not a curated record. Gene Ontology annotation, cellular component: plasma membrane. Bases 263 to 2056 code for a protein of 597 amino acids. The transcript is spliced from 5 exons. Lineage: Eukaryota; Viridiplantae; Streptophyta; Pinopsida; Cupressales; Cupressaceae. Gene Ontology annotation, biological process: amino acid transport; transmembrane transport.